CGGGGCUGAGGCACAUUCCUGCACUGCAAGGCUUUCUGUUAAGGAUGUUUUGUGGCUUUUGUUUGGAUUGCAGCAUGCAGAAUUACAGCUGUUCAGAGGAGCCUCAUUACAACUCCUGCUGAAGCUCCUAAUCUUCCUCCCUUCUCUUCUGCCCCUACCCCCUACCCUCAUUGGCCUGAAGACAUUGUACCCAGAGUUUGCCUUACUCCCUUGGUGCUAUGUGUAUGGUAAACCUGGUACUAUGGCCGCAUCUGGGACUGGCCAGACAACUGCUGCUGGUUCUCCCUAUUCCAAGAAGGAUUUAAAGGGGAAUUGUACUGCAGGCAGUGCACCAGAGCAGCAUCAGGAGCUUGGGGACUAAGGCUCGUCUGGCAUUAUUACAGACCCACACAGCUGACCGCAAUGACUGCAGCUGCUCCUCUGAACUGUUGGCAGCAGCCAAGCGGCAGCAUGAAGUGAGAGAUCACUCCCGAGCUCAAGAUGAACUCUACCUUGGAUGGUAAUCAGAGCAGCCACCCUUUUUGCCUCUUGACAUUUGGCAAUUUGGAAACUGUCGAUUUUUGCCUUUUGGAAGUAUUGAUUAUUGUCUUUCUCACUGUAUUGAUUAUUUCUGGCAACAUCAUUGUGAUUUUUGUAUUUCACUGUGCACCUUUGUUGAACCAUCAUACUACAAGUUAUUUUAUUCAGACUAUGGCAUAUGCUGACCUGUUGGUUGGGGUCAGCUGCCUGGUCCCUUCUUUAUCACUCCUCCACUACCCCCUUCCAGUGGAGGAGUCUUUGACUUGCCAGGUAUUCGGUUUUGUAGUAUCUGUUCUGAAGAGUGUCUCCAUGGCCUCUCUGGCCUGUAUCAGCAUCGAUAGAUAUAUUGCCAUCACUAAACCUUUAACCUAUAAUACCCUGGUUACGCCUUGGAGACUACGUGUUUGUAUUUUCCUGAUUUGGCUAUAUUCCACCCUGGUCUUCCUGCCUUCCUUUUUCCACUGGGGCAAACCUGGAUAUCAUGGAGAUGUGUUUCAGUGGUGUGCAGAGUCCUGGCACACCGACCCCUACUUCACCCUCUUCAUCGUGGUGAUGUUGUAUGCCCCGGCAGCCCUUAUUGUGUGCUUCACCUAUUUCAACAUCUUCCGCAUCUGCCAACAGCACACAAAGGAGAUCAGCGAAAGGCAAGCCCGCUUCAGCAGCCAGAGUGGGGAGACUGGGGAGGUACAGACCUGUCCCGAUAAGCGCUAUGCCAUGGUCCUGUUCCGAAUUACUAGUGUAUUUUACAUCCUCUGGUUGCCAUACAUCAUCUACUUCUUAUUGGAGAGCUCCACUGGCCACAGCAACCGCUUCGCCUCCUUCUUGACCACCUGGCUUGCUAUUAGUAACAGUUUCUGCAACUGUGUCAUUUAUAGUCUCUCCAACAGUGUCUUCCAAAGGGGACUAAAGCGCCUCUCAGGGGCCAUGUGUACUUCUUGUGCAAGUCAGACCAUAGCUAAGGACCCUUACACAGUUAGGAGCAAAGACCCCCUUAAUGGAUGUCAUAUCUGAAGUGGUUCAGACACUGAGUCACUGUGGGGUGUGUGUGUGUGGGUGUGUGUGUUU
Neomonachus schauinslandi (Hawaiian monk seal) is the source of this 1584-nucleotide messenger RNA. RefSeq names its product G protein-coupled receptor 21 (gene GPR21). Lineage: Eukaryota; Metazoa; Chordata; Mammalia; Carnivora; Phocidae. Gene Ontology annotation, cellular component: membrane. Gene Ontology annotation, molecular function: G protein-coupled receptor activity. The record is from RefSeq and is a predicted model, not a curated record. Gene Ontology annotation, biological process: G protein-coupled receptor signaling pathway. Bases 481 to 1530 code for a protein of 349 amino acids. The transcript is spliced from 2 exons.